UACAUACCUAGAUAAACAUGUUGGAUCGGAUUGAUCAAGUUGUUCUUCCUGGAGACGAUAUCAGGGAUAUUACGGAGAAGGAUACAAACCAGGUUAUUCUGGGUCCUGGAUUGAGAAGGGAGGGGGAGAAGGUUCUUGUUAUAAAACCUGGAUUACUAAAAAGAAAGGACCCGGGAGUAUAUUGGAUUGACUCCCACCAGAAAAGAUAUGUUGCAAAUCGAGCUGAUAAUGUACUAGGCGUUGUUUUGAGUAAGGCUGGAGACACAUUUAGGGUCGACAUUGGAACAAGUGAGCCCGCCUCUCUUUCAUAUCUAGCAUUUGAGGGAGCUACGAAGAAAAACCGUCCAAAUGUAAACACAGGAGACAUUGUUUAUGCAAAGUUGCUGGUGGCGAGUAGGGAUAUGGAGGCAGAGCUGGUGUGCGUGGACAGCUAUGGGAAGAAGGCGGGGCUAGGAGUUCUGACAGGAGGCGGAUAUAUGUUUAAUGUACCCCUACAUACAGUCAGAAAAAUGCUUAGUCCGGAUUCCGUGCUGUUAUCAACACUCGGUAAAAGUAUUCAGUUUGAAGUUGCUGUUGGGAUGAACGGACGGGUAUGGGUUAGAGCUAGAACUGUUAAAGAAACAAUAUGUUUAGCGAAUGCAAUUGAUUGCUCUGAGUUCAUGAAUAACUCCGAGAUUGAAGCUAUGUGCAGCAAACUUACAGAUGUGCUUUCAAACUUUUAGAAAAAUUGACUUGUUUUUCUUAAUUUUUGGUUUGAAUGUAUUAAAGGCUGUGAUUUUU
Molecule: messenger RNA, 780 nt
Organism: Eurytemora carolleeae
Lineage: Eukaryota; Metazoa; Arthropoda; Copepoda; Calanoida; Temoridae
Gene: Rrp40
Product: exosome complex component RRP40
Exons: 8
Coding region: 18-722 (234 amino acids)
Biological process (GO): TRAMP-dependent tRNA surveillance pathway; exonucleolytic trimming to generate mature 3'-end of 5.8S rRNA from tricistronic rRNA transcript (SSU-rRNA, 5.8S rRNA, LSU-rRNA); nuclear polyadenylation-dependent rRNA catabolic process
Cellular component (GO): cytoplasmic exosome (RNase complex); nuclear exosome (RNase complex)
Molecular function (GO): RNA binding
Source: RefSeq, a predicted model, not a curated record